Molecule: messenger RNA, 4704 nt
Organism: Pseudophryne corroboree (corroboree frog)
Lineage: Eukaryota; Metazoa; Chordata; Amphibia; Anura; Myobatrachidae
Exons: 4
Biological process (GO): DNA integration
Molecular function (GO): nucleic acid binding
Source: RefSeq, a predicted model, not a curated record
AUGGCUCCUAACUCCCACCUACCUCCCGUCAUCCUGGGGAUGAAUGUCUUGAAGAACUGCCCUGAUGAGCUAGUGGAAGCCCUUCGUCAGGAGAUGCAGAUAGCAGCCCCAGUGGAGCGGAGAGCCUUGCAGCAGACGGUGCACCUGCUGGAGAUGGAGAAGAAAUUUGCCAACCAUCGAGGGGAGGUGGGGAAGGCCAGAAUCGCCGACCACCGGGCCAUCCUAUUUAGGCCGAACUCCAAACAUGUUAUUUGGUGUUGGGCAAAAAUCGGCCCAGGAGGACGCGAUUAUGAAGCCUUGGUGGAACCCUGUGACUCGGAGGGCCAACAACCCUUUGCGGUGGCGAGAACGCUAGCAAAGGUGAAACACGGAAGAGUGCCAGUGCGCAUAUUGAACCCGCACCCCUAUACUAUCAGACUACACAAGCGCUGCCUGGUGGCGAAAAUAAGCUCAAUCGACUUCCAAGACAUUGUAGGCCAGGAGGUGACCACAGCUGCCCAAGAGACGGCGACCGAGGGGCCGUCGACAAUGGGUCAAGAAACCCCAUGGUGGGCUGAUAUUCAGAUCGGCAGCGCAGAUACCCACGACGAACAAAAAGCGGGAGUAUUACGAGUGGUGCGGCGGAAUGCAGCAGCUUUUAGCCAACACCCUUCGGAUUUUGAAAGAGCCGACAAGGUGUACCACCACAUUCCUACAGGGACGACCCCUCCUAUUAAGGAGAGACACCGACCCCUUCCCCCAGCCUUCUACCAGCCUGUGAGAAAAAUGAUAGCAGAGAUGAAAGACGCAGGAUUUAUCAAAGAAAGUCACAGUCCAUGGGCAGCUCCGCUAGUGAUCGUUAAGAAGAAGGACGGCAGCCUACGCUUCUGUGUUGAUUACCGCAAGCUCAAUGCAGCUACCCAUAAGGACGCCUACCCACUCCCUCGGAUAGAAGAGUCCUUGAUGGCCCUGAAGACUGCCGCAUACUUUUCGACCCUUGACCUCACCAGUGGAUACUGGCAGAUUCAGAUGGCCCCCGAAGACAUGGAAAAAACAGCCUUCACAACACCGAUGGGUCUGUUUGAAUUCGAAAGGAUGCCGUUCGGGCUUUGUAACACGCCCGCCACAUUCCAACGCGUCAUGGAACACUGUCUUGGACAGCACAACUUCGAGAUGGUCUUGCUAUACCUCGAUGACGUAAUAAUUUUCUCGAAGAGUUACGAGGACCACUUGCAACAUCUAGAAGAAGUGUUCCAACAACUGACAAAAUGCGGUCUGAAACUUAAGCCCACGAAAUGCCACCUGCUCAAACCCAAGGUCCAGUACUUGGGCCAUGUCGUCAGCGCGGAAGGCGUGAUGCCCAACCCUGAGAAGGUCCGAGUUGUUCGGGACUGGCCAGUGCCGAAGACCGUUAGGGAUGUACGAAGCUAUCUCGGGUUCGUGGGCUACUACAGACGUUUCGUGGAACACUUUGCCAAGGUGGCAGCUCCGUUGCACGAACUGCUGAGAGGUCAGUUUGGCCGCGAAAGGAGGGGGUCGUCACCAGUGCAGUGGGGCGAAAAACAACAACAGGCCUUCCACCAGUUGAAGACCUCCUUGACGGAAGCCCCGCUAUUGGCUUAUCCCGAUUACGAGCAGCCAUUCCAUGUCUGCACGGAUGCCAGCCAUCGCGGAUUAGGAGCCGUAUUGUCUCAGGUGCAGAAUGGGCGCGAGAGAGUAAUCGCAUAUGCCAGUAGAGGAUUACGCAAGACCGAACGGAAUUGUGAAAAUUACAGUGCUUUCAAAUUGGAACUGCUCGCCCUGGUCUGGGCCGUCACGGAAAAAUUCAAACACUAUCUCGCUGCGACACCAUUUAUCAUCAUGACAGACAACAACCCCUUGGCGCACCUGUCCACUGCCCGACUCGGCGCCCUUGAACAGCGAUGGGUAUCACGGCUCGCCAAUUUCCAAUACACUGUGUCCUACAGGAGUGGGAAGUCCAACGGCAACGCUGAUGCUCUCUCCCGGUUGCCCACCACCGAUCGAUCGGACUUGUCCGAAGCCCCUACUGUAGACUGGGAAGUGAUCCAGCGACAGAAUCCAGUGCUGAAGGAACUCACCGCCCUACUCCGAAAUAACCACCAACUGACCCGGGCACAGCGUGCCGAAGCAGAUCCGGAGCUGGUAAAGCUACUGCGCCACCAGAGACAAUUUCACCUGAAACAGGGCAUCUUAGUACGUACCAGUAUUGACCCCGGUACUCACCAGACUGUGAACCAAGUAGUUGUCCCCAGGAAACAGGCAAAUUUCCUACUUACCGCCUACCACGACAAGUCGGGGCAUUUCGGUACACAAAAAAUGGAAGCCAUCUUGCGUACACGGUACUUCUGGAUAGGUCUGCAUGAUGACGUAGAACGAUGGUGUCAGGACUGUGUCCCCUGCACCCUGAAGAGAUGCCCAGGUGCACAUCAGAAGGACCAUUUGCACCCCAUCAAGAGUCACCGUCCGCUGCAAAUUGUCGCUCUCGACCACGUGAAACUAGAGCCCAGCCCCAGUGGACACAACUAUGCCUUAACCAUGACCAACCACUAUAGCAAGCUCCUUGUGGCGGUCCCUGCGAAAGACUUGACUGCUAAGAUUACGGCCAAACUAUUCUUGAUACACUUCGCCGGACCCUACGGGUACCCUGAGUGCAUACUAACUGACCAAGGGCCUGCCUUUGAGUCGCAGCUAUUCUAUGAACUGUGCUCCUAUUAUGGCUGCCAGAAAGCGAGAACGACAGCAUACCACCCACAGGGGAAUGGGCUGUGCGAAAGAGCUAACCAGACCCUCAUUGGGAUGCUCAGAAGCCUACCAGCUGGAGACCGCGCCCGUUGGCCGACCUUGCUGCCUGAACUCAUCUACCUCUACAAUAAUGCGGAACAUUCCUCCACCGGUUUCACACCAUACUAUCUUAUGUUCGGUCGACAAGGUAAACUGCCUCAAGACCUAGAGCUUGCCCCCACACUAACGUCUCCUGCCACUCCACAAACUGACUGGGUCCAUGAGCACCAGCGGAGAAUUGAAGCGGCCCGAGAGCUGGUGGAGAUGCGGAUGGGAACCGUCCGACAUCGCCAAGAGAAGAAUUACAAUGCAACCGCCCAUCCUACGCUUCUGUACGUGGGCGACCUUGUUUGGAGGAAACGGAACCACUGCACCAGUAAGUUGGACACCAUGUGGGAAAACGCACCAUACAUCGUCGUCAACCUCCCCGGAGGGAGAACGGUGAGGAGAAGAAUAGACGCUGGCCAAGACAUUGUUGAAGAGCGGAUACGGCCGAUUACGAGACCGACAGAGUUUCAGAGACAGGGGGUAACCAUGGCUCAAUCAGGAGCGGCAGACGGCGAAAAGUCGGCGGCUGAGGAAGAACCCCCAUGGUGGGCCGAGAUCCAGAUUGGCGAUGUUGACACCCCCACUGACCAAAGAGAUGGAAUAUUACAGCUGGUGCGACGCAACGUUGCUGCAUUCAGCCAACACCCUUCGGAUUUUGGUCAAGCGGAUGAAGUGUAUCAUCACAUUCCCACCGGGACAACCCCUCCUAUCAAGGAACGCCACCGGCCCCUCCCCCCAACUAUGUACCAGCCAGUGAGGAACAUGAUUGCAGAAAUGAAAGAGGCUGGAGUCAUCCGCGAAAGCCACAGCCCAUGGGCCGCUCCACUGGUGAUAGUGAAGAAGAAGGACGGUAGCCUGCGCUUCUGCGUAGAUUAUCGCAGGCUCAAUGCUGCAACUCACAAGGACGCCUAUCCGCUUCCCCGAAUCGAAGAAUCUCUGACAGCCUUGAAGACGGCGGCGUAUUUCUCCACACUGGACCUCACCAGCGGCUACUGGCAGGUCCAAAUGGCCCCUGAAGACAUUGAGAAGACGGCCUUCACUACGCCAAUGGGCUUAUUCGAAUUCUUAAGGAUGCCAUUUGGACUCUGCAACGCCCCGGCCACCUUCCAACGUGUCAUGGAGCAUUGUCUCGGACACCGCAACUUCGAGAUGGUCCUGCUGUACCUCGACGAUGUGAUAAUCUUCUCCAGAAACUACGAGGACCAUCUGCGACAUUUGGAAGAAGUGUUCCAACAGUUGAUCCACUGCGGCCUGAAGCCUAAACCAAGCAAAUGUCACCUGCUCAAGCCCAAGGUCCAGUAUCUGGGGCAUGUCGUCAGCGCUGAGGGCGUGAUGCCCGAUCCGGAGAAGAUCAGAGUCAUUCAGGACUGGCCAGUCCCCAAGACCGUCAGAGAUGUCCGAAGCUAUUUGGGAUUUGUGGGGUACUAUCGACGCUUCAUUGAACAAUUUGCCGCAGUGGCAGCCCCGUUGCACGAAUUACUCAGAGGCCAAUCGGGUCAUGAGCGAAGAGGGUCGUCCCUGGUAUGUUGGGGAGAGGAACAGCAGCGAGCCUUUCAUCGGUUGAAGACAUCCUUAAUCGAAGCCCCGUUGUUGGCCUAUCCCGAUAAUGAACAACCAUUUCAAGUUUACACAGACACUAGUCACCGGGGUUUAGGGGCCGUACUCUCCCAGGUGCAGGACGGGCGGGAAAGAGUGAUUGCAUACGCCAGCCGGGGCCUCCGCAAGACCGAGCGUAACUGUGAGAAUUACAGCGCAUUUAAGCUAGAGUUACUCGCCCUCAUCUGGGCCGUCACCGAGAAGUUUAAACACUAUCUGGCCGCCACGCCGUUCGUCAUCAUGACGGACAAUAACCCGCUGGCACAUCUGUCCACUGCU